AUGCCUGUUACUGAAUUACAAAUAGAUUCAAAUCAAAUAGAUAAUAAUGAUGUGGAUAAUAUAAUAAUUGAUACUGAUAAUAAUGAUAUAGAACAACAACAACAAUAUUUAAAUAAAAUUAAUCAAUUAAAUCAACAACAACAACAACAACAACAACAGCAAUUACAAGAAGAAAAACGCGUAUAUAAUAUAUCACCAUCUACAACUACAGCUCUUCAUCAACGACUUCCAAAUAAUCUCAAUCAAAAUCAAUUAAAUAAUUUACAAGAAUUUAAUUUUAAUAUUAAUAGAAAUUUUAAUUUUUGUGAUGAUGACGACGCUAAAUUACCAAAAGUAAUUGAUAAGACAAUAAACACCGAUAACUCCACCUAUGAAAUAAAACAAAAACCAACACAAACAACUAUUGUACGAGAAGAUACACAACAAUAUACAACUCAAGCCAAACAACAAUUAAUUAAUGAUGAUGAUGAUGAUGAAACACUUUAUGAUUUAGAUAAUGAUACCUUACCAACUUCCAAAUAUUCAUUAGAUUACUUUGAUAAUUUUAAACAACCAGAUUCUUUUAUACCCAAUUAUUCCUCAACUUAUUUACAACCAAAUUCAAAAUUUAAAGGUCAACAGAAAAGUGGUGAUAAAAUUUUUCAAAUUAAAGUUGAAUUUAAAACUGUUGAUCUUUCAAAUUCUUUAUGUACUGGUUUUUUACAAAUUUAUGGUUUAACAGAUGAAUUCAGUGAAAUUAUAACUUAUUUUAAAGGUGAAAUUAUAAACAAUCCAUUGAAUAACAGUGCAAAUGUAAAUUAUUCAUUUAUUACAGAAAAUAAAAAUUGGGGAUCAUUUCCUAAAAAUGAUUAUGAACAUUGGAAGAAAUUAACUAACGAUGAAUCAAAUUUACUUUCAGAUUUACAAUUGAUUGAAAAAUUAAAUAAAAUUAAAGAGAAUCAAGAUGAUGGGAGUGGUCAUUUUAUUUAUAUGAGAUGGAAAGAAGAAUUUUUAUUACCUGAUUCAAGAAUAAAACAAAUUUCAAAUGCUUCAUUUGAAGGUUUUUAUUAUAUUGUUUUAAAUGUGUUAAAUGGUGAAAUUUCUGGAUUAUAUUAUCAUCAUUCAAGUGAAAAAUUUCAAAGUUUAAAUUUAAAAUAUGAAUCAAAUUUUGGAAUUAAUAAUAGUUUUGAAUAUAUUUAA
Molecule: messenger RNA, 1179 nt
Organism: Insectozyma verbasci
Lineage: Eukaryota; Fungi; Ascomycota; Pichiomycetes; Serinales; Debaryomycetaceae
Source: the annotation of a GenBank genome assembly